This is a messenger RNA of Ruditapes philippinarum (Manila clam), 4814 nucleotides long. Its product is annotated as collagen alpha-1(XIII) chain-like. The transcript is spliced from 27 exons. Bases 915 to 2672 code for a protein of 585 amino acids. The record is from RefSeq and is a predicted model, not a curated record. Lineage: Eukaryota; Metazoa; Mollusca; Bivalvia; Venerida; Veneridae.
CCGAGUUUUAUUUCAUAUUUUAUCAAACGGAAUCUUCUGUAAAGUGUUACAUAAAAAUAAAUUACGCGUAAAUUUCAGUUGCAUGGAUUUAUUAUAUAUAAUAUAACUAAUUACCACACAAUCAAUGCUAGCGAUUUGGAGUUGGUACAAUUCUUCCGUAAUUAUAUUUUUUACUGUUUGCUUGGAUAAAAGGAAUAAAUUCAGGGAAUGUAAUUCAUACAAAAUAGCAUGUAUUUCUAAAGUUAGACGUCUUUAUACAUGUUCCACAUUUGGCGUGUCUGUUGAUGAGUUUAAAGAAGGAUAAAUUCAAUCUGUACAAAAACUGAACUUUUUUUACAAGAAAGUAUGCGUUCAUUUAUAAACUAUUCACAAAAACAUGAAAUACGGGGCCAUAAACUCUAGAUUUGCAGACGUUAAUUUGAAACCAAAGAACUUAUGGGGCAAGCUAUGAAGCGACGGCGUAUACCUAUUACAGCUGAUAGUAUAAUUUGUAAUAUUAUUCACAACAUGUUUUUGUCAAAACCGUCUAUCAAAUUUCAUCUUAUUUAUUAUCCAUGUAAUGUAAAAUAAAAAUCUUUAAAGAAAAAAUCUAUUUAAACAGACGAGAUAUCUCAUCCAUUCUCCCAUUCAUGAAAGAAGGAUACGGUAGCGUUCUUCACAUUCGGUGUUCGUCUGCUGUUUUCGAGUAUCAGUUGGCGCAUUAGUAUAAGUGGAGUAAAGCGGUGUUUUUUUUACUUUUGGAUAUAUGAUGAUGAUUUCAACAAAGAUGCGGUAAAAAGAAUAUGUAAAAAUGUGAGAGAUACGGAAUAAAGUGGAAUUACUGGAUUAUGUAUAUGUUGUGAUUUGAUAUAAAAUUCUUCUUGGAAAUAAUUAUAUUAUCACUUAUUCAAGGGAUAAAAGAAAUAAUUAUAAUAAUGGACGAAAAAACUGCGUCUACAACUCGACUGGACACACGGUUGAAGGGCUCGAAACAAAGUAGCCCAUGUUUGAAAUUUGUAUCUUACUUUGCAGCAUGUGUUGUUUUAGUAGUGUUUGCUCUUGUGAUGGCGGUGACAGUGUGGACGCUGGUGUCACAUAAUCAGACGGUGACUUUGUUACAGGAGCGUUUACAACAUUUAGAAACAGAAGUAGAAAAUAGUAAAAAUAAUAUUGAUCAAAUUGUAGAAGAAAAAGUAAAAACUAUAUUUAAGGAGAGAUUCCAGGCUUUAGAAGAUUCAUUACGGCGGAAUGAUCCAAAACGGGUUAAAAGGCAACAGUCAUGUAACUGUCCAUCAGGACCUCAGGGACCCAAGGGUGAUCAGGGAAAAAUCGGUCCAAGGGGUAAUCGAGGGAGGAAGGGUGAGAAGGGUGGACGUGGGUAUCCGGGAUUUCCGGGCCCAAUAGGCAUAAAAGGUCAAAUGGGACUGCCAGGAUUAAAAGGCAGUAAAGGCGAUAUUGGCGAAAAGGGAGACAAAGGCGAUAAAGGUGAUAACGGUUUGCCAGGAUUUGAUGGUUUAGGUGAAAAGUCGGGUCAGAAGCGAUCACUGCGAAAAAUUGACGACGUCCGAGAUGGAUAUGACGUUGUUCAGCUUCAGAAACCUGCUGUGGAAGUUAUUACUAUAAAGGGUGAGCCGGGAGAACCUGGUAAAGUUGGACCAAUUGGUCCAUCCGGACCCCCCGGACCUCCAGGUUUGCCAGGAUUCGACGGUGUUGACAGAACAGGAGCCCCUGGUCCACCAGGUCCUCCAGGUCCGCCGGGACCAAAGGGGCGUGAUGGGAGGCCGGGAGAACCUGGAGCAGAAGGAGAGAUAGGCUUACCUGGUUCACAAGGUCCACCAGGUCUAGUAGGGCCUAAAGGAAUGACAGGAACUAAAGGGCGCAGAGGCAUUCGGGGAAAACGCGGUAAGAAGGGCAAAUGUAAAAAAGUUAAAGGUCUCAUGGGUGAUCCAGGUCCUAAAGGUCCAAAAGGGGACAGCGGCCCGCCCGGACCUGAGGGUCCGCGGGGAGAAGUUGGCUCGUCAGGUAACACUGGAAGUCCAGGUCCCCAAGGACCCCAAGGUAAGACUGGAGGUAAAGGAGAGCCAGGUCCGGUUGGACCAAUAGGACCAGAGGGACUUAUCGGACCCCCAGGACUUCCAGGACCUCCGGGUGAGACAUUAGUUAUUGAAGGAGGUGGAAGUGGAGAUGGGGUGAGUACACUUCCAGGACCACCUGGGCCACCAGGACCGCAGGGUACCAUGGGACUUCAAGGUCCACCAGGAAUUAAGGGUGAUCGGGGAAUUGUUGGACCAAAAGGAGAACCGGGUAUAAAAGGCGAUGAAGGUGAUUUUGGACCAAUGGGGUUACCGGGAACGUCAGGUAUCAUGGGGGAGCAAGGACCAGCGGGAGAACCCGGAGUCCCGGGGCCACCUGGACCUCCCGGGCCAGUGACGUCAGCAAUAGAUGGCUCUUGCAAAUGUGAGAAAGGCGAAAAGGGCGACAAGGGCCGAGACGGGAAGCGAGGAAAACGAGGAAAGAAAGGAGAUAUGGGCGCAGCGGGUAUUCCAGGUUUAGAUGCUCCAUGUCCUCUAGGCAAAGAUGGUUUUCCAUUACCUGGCUGCCAAUACGAAAUGCCAAAUAAGGGUGUGCCGGUUCUAGAUUCCCGACCAUGUCCUUUUGGAGAGGAUUGUUCACUCACUGGACGAAAUCCAUGAUAGCUUCAAAUAUUAACUAUCUUGAAAACAGAAAAAUACAGAUACUACAUACAAGAACCUCAAAUGAAUGGCAAGAAACUUCGUAGUGUGAUUCUUUAUCUAGAAUCAUAUAUAUGUGCAUAUUAAAAAAUGCCAAAUUUCAUAUUUCUAUUUAAUAAUAUUUUUUACUACCUAUCUUGUAUGCUAUCUUCAAAAUGUUAUAUACAUUACAGACAAAUUGUCGUUCAGGAUAAAAACAUUUAACAUCUGUGACAAUAACUCUGUGUUCAGAAUUGUAAUUGAUUAUGACGACAGAUUUGUUUUGACAUCAUAUUCGAUAAAUGCAAAUCAAGCUUUUAAAAUGUAAGGUCAUACCAAAUAUUAUGUCUGUAUUUUGUUCCGAAACCGAGAUAUUGUGCAUUUAGUUAACUUCUUUUGCUAUCACAAAAACAAACAAAGUCCAUUAUUUUCAUGAGAGCUUACCAAAAAAAUACGAAAUCACGUGUUUUAAGAUGCAAAGAUUGUUAGUUUUUACGACAAAGAUAUCUGAUAAAUUAAAAUGUGCCUGAAUGUAUCAACUAAACAGGGCCAUUUUUCCAAAUGUUUUCGUUAGAAUACUUUUUGUUAUGUCAAAAAUGAAAAAAAAGCUGUGGCAAUUAUUACCGUACGUAGACAUUAAAUUUCAGUUGACCUUACUUACUUAUGACUUCAAAUCACAAUAUUGUUGGAGUAAAGAAAUAUUGAUGAUAACAACUUUAAUGUCUAACAACUUGUCUAUAUUCAAAUACGCCUUGUCAGUUGUAUAUUUUGUUGUAUUUCAUGUACAUAAAUGUUUUAAUUUGUGUCAUUCCUGAGUGACAUAAGAAAGUUUUGCAUACCAUUUAUAUUUUACAAUACAUGUAUGUAUGUUAUAUAUUACUCGGAGAAAAAAAUAACCAGUUUGAUAUUCACAUACUUCGUUUUUUAGAUACAUAAGGUUUAUUACUGUAAAACUUGUGUCAUACUUAUAUAUAUAAAUAUUGGCUUUGUCAGUAUUUUGCUUAAUUUCACAAACACAUUGGCUUUUGACUCCUUAUCAACUAAAUUAAAAUCUAAUGGCCUAAUAACCUUUUUUGAUCAUACGUAGGCAUUUGAUUGUUUAAAUGUCCUAUAUAUCAAAUCAUUUUGUAUUUAAUGAAUUAUUUCAACGUGUACCAUAUUAUGUCAAGUGUCAAUAUAUAAAUUCUCCAUAUUGUCAUCAGCUACAUCAGUUAGCACUGUCAUUGUUUAGGAUGACCUAUCAUUUACCAUUUAAACAGAAAUUCAGUUAACAAAAUAAAUGCAUCCUUGAUACACGCAGUUUUCAGUGAUCACUGAAAUAGUCGCAUUGCUAUUGUCCUUCUGUAGUUGGUUUGUCCAAUAUGACUGCUUCAUUUUGCAAAUUUUUCGUGUCAUUAAAAUGACUAAAUUAGUAUUAACUUGGUUUUUGUAGAUCUAGAUCAUAUAUUCUUGGUGAUAAACAAAAACAAAAGUUUCCAUUAUUCUUGGUGGUUCUUGGUGAUUAACAAACAUAUAAGUUUCCAAUCUAAGAAAUAUGAACUUUUGAAGCUACAUUUUUACACCUUCACAUUGUUUAUGCAAAGUACAACAACCAUGUUCUCACAAGAAAUGAUCUUGUCUGUAGACAAUACCUUACCUUAAAGUUAUUAUUGAAUUGUAAACACAAUUUCAGGCAUCGAAAUAAAAUUCUGUUUCACUCUGACUCAUAUUUAUUGUUUUAGUUAUGAGACGACAACUUCAAACUGUUUUACAAAUUCAGAUUUAAUGAAAGUUUCCAUAUAACAGGCAUAUGCAUGGAAAGCAAAACACGAAAAAUGUUAACAGCCUUUUUAUUUAUAAGACAUUGAGGCGGUUACAGUAUGCCUGAAUUAUGAACUAUAUAUUUAAAAUCAUAUGAUCAAGUAUUAUGAUAACAUUGACCUGUUUUGCCAGUCCGAGAUCACUCCGAAUUGUGUAAAUAAUGUAUAUUUUACAAAAGUCAAUGACUGAUUAUGGUAACACUAUACAUGUUUAUUUCGCUAUAUUAAUAUAUACUUGGGUAAUAUAUCACAUGGUUAUGUUUCAUAAUGUAUGUUAAGCAGAAUGUCUGUAUAUUUUGUAUUUUGUAAUAAAUUUGUAAAUUUA